AGACAGCGUAGGUUAUCGCACGACAAAGGAUGGAAAUGUUACGUAACGUAUCUAUUCUCGUUUUUGUACUCGAACUCACAUGGAAGAGGCUUUUUUCUUCCAAAAUAGACGAAAUGAGCAUGAUCAAAGUGAUCAGCCUAAAGAAAAAAAGGCGGGAGAAGAACAACAGAGCGAGGAAAGCAAGCCAGCUGGAAAUGAUCAAGCGGACACUCAGUCUGAGGAAGCUGAUAUCAAGAUGGAAGACAAAGACACAGAAGACCUUAAAGAGGAUCAAGGUCAGCAAGAUGCCACCUCAAAAGAAAAUGACAAGAAGGAGAAAGAAGAGUCUGAUAGUGAAGAAGGAGUGGAAGGCAAGCGACACUAUGGCGAUCAUCGACAAGCAUCCAAGAAGGAGCAACAACAAGAACAACAGCAGUCUGAAUUGAAGCAAGAAGAUGAAGAAAUGAUGAUGACCGAUACAAAGGAGCCAAAAGAAGACGAUAGGUCUGAAAAGAAAUCGGGAGAAAAGGACGAGCAACCUAAAACCACAGGAAAAACUUCGUCUAAAGGGGGCAGACCUACCAAGCAAUCCACCGGAGCAGCCACUCGCAGUAAACAACCAUCGGCUUUGGAGAAACGAGGACGAGCAUCUCAACGACGUCAACAACGAUCCAACGAUGAUUCUGAUGAACAUGCUGGUACUUAUGAAACGAGAACAAGUGGAAGGGGACGCCCUCCCAAGAGAAGCAGUAGUAAGACGAAGCAAUCAGCAGCCAUGAAACGAAGAAAAGCGACUUCUCACGAGGAUAGUGACGUUUCUGAUGAAAUGAAUACUGUUCCAGCAGAUAAUGUGAGAACACGCAGUGGUAUGAAAAGAAGAACCGAAGGAGUUGACAGUAGUGCUCUUGCUAAGAGAGCAAAACAUUAAGCACGAUCUUUACCCACUUCUUCUCGCUCCUAUCGAUGCUGUCAAGCGAUGUUAUGUCACAUCAUUGCUCAAUGAACAAUCUAUUCUUCUUUACUUGGUCUAUUUGCUUUGUUGAAACCCUCUUUCACUACCAUAAAAUCACGGUUUCUUUUUAUAAACUAUAUACAAUGCUGAUUUUAUAAGCUUU
Mycotypha africana is the source of this 1094-nucleotide messenger RNA. RefSeq lists its product as uncharacterized. NCBI's taxonomy places the organism in Eukaryota, Fungi, Mucoromycota, Mucoromycetes, Mucorales, Mycotyphaceae. The record is from RefSeq and is a predicted model, not a curated record. The transcript has 4 exons. Bases 80 to 907 code for a protein of 275 amino acids.